Toxotes jaculatrix (banded archerfish) is the source of this 536-nucleotide messenger RNA. It is a transcript of the gene ndufb2, whose product is annotated as NADH:ubiquinone oxidoreductase subunit B2. The coding region runs from base 119 to 424 and encodes 101 amino acids. Lineage: Eukaryota; Metazoa; Chordata; Actinopteri; Toxotidae. The transcript is spliced from 4 exons. The record is from RefSeq and is a predicted model, not a curated record. Gene Ontology annotation, cellular component: mitochondrial inner membrane.
UUGUUGGGAGGUCGUUUAUUGACAAGGGGAGAAGGUGACUCUUCUACUGCUAGAUCGGUUCCUCGUAAAAAUCUUGACAUAAAACGCCAAAAGCCUGGCAUUUGCUCAAUAAGCGAGCAUGUCUUCUUUUGGAAGGGCGCUGGGAGUCCUUCGGACAAGCACCCAGCUGCUUAGACGCGGUCCACGAAGGAUAACGACCAGAAAGGCAAGUGGUGGUCCUCACAUUGAGCCACAGUACCGGCAAUAUCCCCAGAUAACGAAGAACCAGAAAUUUCAGUCAGAGCUCAUCAGUGGAGCCAUGUGGUUUUGGAUCCUUUGGCACUGUUGGCAUGAUCCUGACGCAGUUCUGGGUCACUUCCCUUGGCCCGAUGCUUCUGAAUGGACUGAUGAGGAGCUUGGAAUCCCACCAGAUGACGAGGAAUGAGGAGGGAUUCACGCUGCCGUGCAAGUCUUUGUGGAAACCUGCAGGAUAUUCUGAAAGUCAUUGUUGUACAUAGACCAAUAAAAUUAUCUUCGAGUAAGUUAAACUGUUCCAG